Labrus mixtus (cuckoo wrasse) is the source of this 1139-nucleotide messenger RNA. It is a transcript of the gene trappc6b, whose product is annotated as trafficking protein particle complex subunit 6B. Lineage: Eukaryota; Metazoa; Chordata; Actinopteri; Labriformes; Labridae. The transcript has 6 exons. The record is from RefSeq and is a predicted model, not a curated record. The coding region runs from base 221 to 697 and encodes 158 amino acids. Gene Ontology annotation, cellular component: cis-Golgi network; trans-Golgi network; TRAPP complex. Gene Ontology annotation, biological process: endoplasmic reticulum to Golgi vesicle-mediated transport; regulation of GTPase activity.
CCCUCGCUCGGGGUGAAAAGAACAACAAGGAAGUGACAGAAAGCGUUUGUUUUUUGUGUUGUGUGUCUAAUAAAGUCGCCGUUUAUUGUCUGCUUAUAUGUUUUAUCUGUGAGUGUGAGUUUAAGAUAAUGUUAGCCACAGUGUAGGUGACUCAGUAAACCAGCUGUCAGACUGUAGUGAGCUCGUUGCUACUGUUAAAACAUCAGUCUGUAGAAGAAGAAUGGCAGACGAGGCUCCUUUCCAGUUUCUACAUCACGAGUUGAUUCAGUACAUCUACAAGACGGCAGAAAACGGAGAGGCGGAAAAUGGGAGAAAUAUCACCAAACUGGAGAACAUGGGCUUCAGAGUGGGUCAAGGACUGAUGGAGAGACUGACAAAAGAGACGGCCCGGUUCAAAGACGAGCUGGACGUCAUGAAGUUCAUCUGUAAAGACUUCUGGACCUGUGUGUUCAAGAAGCAAAUAGACAACCUGAGAACCAAUCACCAGGGCAUCUAUGUUCUGCAGGACAACAAGUACAGAUUGCUGAGUCAGCUGUCAGCGGGGAAACAGUAUCUGGAUCUAGCUCCAAAGUACCUGGCCUUCACCUGCGGCCUGGUGAGAGGAGCUCUGUCCAACCUGGGAGUGAAGAGUAUUGUGACGGCCGAGGUCUCCAUCAUGCCUGCAUGUAAAUUCCAGGUAAUGAUCCAAAAGAUGUAGCCGCCAUCAGACGCCUGCACACACACUGCGCUCAUUAAUGCCUUCUUAUAUCUUAAAGUUGUUGUCGGGGGGAAAAGGGAAGUGCUCUUUAUUAUCUGUAUAAAACACUCGUCUUUACACUCUGAGGAUCACAGAGAUGAUAUGUCAAUAUUAUCCUACUUGAACAACUCUUUCCAGUGCCAUGGUGAUUCAUUAUGAGAUUGAUUAUAUAGUUUUAUUCUCUUCUUGUUAUAAAGCUCAAAAAAUGAUCAGAAGAUGAAAUAUUGUAUGUAUGGUUGACACCAUCUAGUGGCGUUUAGAAAAACUACUUGAUGACCGUCAGACCUCUUACUCACUAAACUGUUUAUCAUUUUUAAAUCAUUAUAAUAUAUUGAUUCAAAUCUGUAUGUGUAUAAAAAAUACAAUAUAUAUACAUUAAAAAACACUGCAAGUUAAUAAAGAA